AUGGCUGUUUCCACUUUCGUUCCAAUCACUACCUCAAAACCCAAAGAACAACAAAUCUCCAAACGAAAUAAGCGAAAAGAGAAAAAGCAAAAACAACCCUCUUCAUGGGAUCAAAUCAAAAGCUUGCUCACCUGCAAACAAAUCGAAGGUUCACAAGUCCAUGACCCUUCUUCAAAGAACGUAAUCGGUGGUGGGUACUCGAAGCUUGGCUCUACUUGUGGUUCUAUCUGUACCUUCCGUGACGUAGUUCACGGCAACACAAGAGUGGUUCACAGAGCUGAUAACUCGCCGGAAAGCAGUUCUCUGGGUCAAGAAACCGCUCUUCUUAGCCGGAAACCGGUGAAUGGUUCAACCAGGUCCAACCAUGGCGGAGGAACAUACUCUUCAUCUUCAAGAGGAAUUCAAUUAAGGAAGCUUUCUGGUUGUUACGAAUGCCACACCAUCAUUGAUCCUAGCAGGUACCCAUCUCCAAGAACAACAAUCUCUGCUUGCUCUCAAUGUGGAGAAGUCUUCCCCAAAAUUGAAAGCCUGGAGCUUCAUCAAGCUGUUAGGCAUGCCGUUACAGAACUAGAACCGGAGGAUUCAGGGAGAAACAUAGUGGAGAUAAUCUUCAAAUCAAGUUGGUUAAAGAAGGAUAAUCCAAUCUGCAAGAUCGAACGGAUAUUAAAGGUGCAAAACACCCAGAGAACGAUCCAACGGUUUGAGGAGUGUAGAGACGCGGUUAAGGGACGUGUGGUGAAUAACACUAAGAAAAACCCAAGAUGCGCCGCCGACGGGAACGAGUUGCUUAGGUUUCACUGCACCACCUUAAGCUGCGCACUAGGCGCACGUGGAUCUUCCAGUCUUUGCGGCUCUUUGCCUGGGUGUGGAGUGUGCACCAUCAUCAGGCAUGGAUUCCCUGGGAAGGCGCAGGAUGGGAAAGGGGUGCGUACUACAGCUAGUAGCGGUAGGGCCCACGACUGUCUUGAGGUUUGUACGGAAGGGAGAAGGGCUAUGCUAGUGUGUCGGGUGAUCGCUGGGAGGGUUAAGCGGAUCACGGACGAUCCGGCGACGGAAGAAGAGAGCGGGUCGGCCACUGGGAUUUACGAUUCGGUUGCCGGAAUCGCCGGAGCGUACUCGAAUCUUGAGGAGCUCUUCGUUUUUAAUCCAAAGGCUAUCCUUCCUUGUUUUGUCGUUAUAUACAAAGCUCUAGACUGACCUUAUGAGUAAGGUAAGUUAGUGGUUAGCUUUGUAUAAUACAAAGA
Molecule: messenger RNA, 1244 nt
Organism: Telopea speciosissima
Lineage: Eukaryota; Viridiplantae; Streptophyta; Magnoliopsida; Proteales; Proteaceae
Exons: 3
Coding region: 1-1197 (398 amino acids)
Source: RefSeq, a predicted model, not a curated record